AUGGACGGGGCACGCACGGAACCGGAGCAGGCGGCYGGAGSGCUGGGCUGCGAGUGCCAGGAUGAGAAGGAGAACAUGCUGCUGAAUACACAGCACUUUGUGGUAGAUGCUGAUGCUGUUGGUGGCCACCAUGCCAGGAGCAGUGCACCACCUGCAUUCUCAAGCACAGACAGACAAGAAAAAGUUGAGGAUAACUUGGCAACAGAAGAUAGGAACAGCUCUGUAAAGAAGGUGGAAGAAGAUGGGAGUUGCAGUACCCUGCAAGCACCUGGGUCAUCUUCCCAAGGCUUAGUGGUACUUGAUGGCCAGCGCAGCUUUGCCUCGGUAUGUGGGCAACCGUCAGAUUUCUGCAGUGACACAAAGGCUGUGGACCUGCUUCCUGUGGCUGGAUUAGUACAGGAGCCCACAGGUCAGUCAGGGCCACAUGAAUAUGGUGAGAAUCRCUACCCUGCUGGUGCUGAAAAGGAGGCAAAGAAGGAAAAAACUACCAACAGCAGUGGAAUGUACACUGAGAAAGAAUCCGGUGGAACAGCUGGAGCUCCCUGCAGGCAGGAGAUCGGCCCAGCCCCUCACCAAUCCAAAGGUGCUCCAGCCAGCACUUCAGCUCAGGAUUCCUUCAAGGGGUCUUCAGUCCUGCACUCCAGAGGCAGCCACCAUGUGGCCAAGGGGAAAAAACCCUUACCCAUCAAAAAGAAGCCCCGCACCUUCUACAGCACAGAUACUUCCCAUCUCUCUCUCUCUUUGGACAAUUCAUUAUUUCUAGAGCAGCUAGAAGAGUUGGAGAAGAUGUUUCAGGAAGAUCACUACCCUGACAAUGAAAAGAGGAAGAAUAUUGCAGCUGUGGUYGGUGUGACACCACAGCGUAUCCUGGUCUGGUUUCAGAAUCGCAGGGCAAAGUGGCGGAAAUUGGAGAAGUUGAGUGUGAAAAGCAAUAGAAAAUAUCCAGCAUCAUCAGCUCUGCCAAUGCCCUUUGGAUCAGAGGGUUAUGGGGCACCUCCUCUGCCCGUGCCUCCAUUGCCUGUGGCUGCUGGAGACCAGCCUGCUGUGCUGGGAGGAGAUUCUGGAGCAGGGAACUCCUCCAGCCUGCUCAGCACACACCCUGCACCCUGCRCCUCCACCCCAGCCUCCUCGGUGGCAGGAAUGGUGGCCYCUUGUGAAGCACAAGCUCAGACCGAGGCGCUGCCACAGCCCCACGUCAAUUCCAGUGGCGUGGCGUGCUUCCCUAGUCUCUCCAGCCCUCCUCCCAUCCGCAGGGCCAGCCUGCCACUCAGCCUGGCCUUCGAUCCUCAUGGCCACAUUGGUCCCCUGAUGCUGGACACGCCCAGCAGUGAAUGCAGCCUGACCAGUCAGGAAAACGGCUUCAGGGAAACCUUCACUUACGGCAUGCAGAAUCAAGGUUUCACCUCACCAGUUUCCUGCCCUUACCCUGAGCAGCUGGAGCCUGCAGGCAACUUGGAGACSACCUACCAUCAGUAUGGCAGCCAGGGGGAGAUGUACCAGCUCUCCCAAUUCUGCCCUCCAGGUCACCUGGCCAGCUAUGUGUUCUCCAGUGAGCACCUCCCUCCUCCAACACCCCUGGAGCCCUAUCCAGCUUUCCCUGCCUCACCUGCUAACAGUGGAGCCAUAACCUAUGGAGCCACACAAGGCUGUGUACAAAACCACACAGUGGGGACGCUCAUGCCAACUGGAAAUUCAGCUUUUCCCUCAGCAGAUGUCCCUGUCUAUCCAGCUGUGUCCUGGAGCGAUUUCUACAUGGAGGGAGCUCCUUAUUCCAAUCAGCUGCAUUCCCAAAUGCCUUUUUCUAGCACGGCUGAAGGACAGUAUUUCACAGAGCCAUACCUUCUUCAAGGURUGCCCAAUGGAACAGCACUGGAAUCCAUGGCACAGACUGGAAAACAAAAGGGGAUGACGCCACCAGACCAGACUUCCUACCAGAGCCACCAAGCAGAGUCAGAGUUGACAGCCCUUGCUGAAGAAGAGGAUGUAGAGAGCAGCAGCAAGAAAGCAGAGACUAUUGUUGAAACUAAAGAAGAAACUAAUGACUGAUGCUGCACUCUGAGGAAAAAAAAAGGAAGAGGAAAAAUUGCUAUUUUAAUCUCUGCAGAAUAAGAAAAGUCAAAAAGAAAAACAAGAAUAAUAACAUUUGCAACAGAUGCACUUUUUCAAUUCUGUUUUUGGUUUUAUUUUUUUUUCUUGUUGCCAUGAUUACUUUCUUGCUGAAGAAGA
Malurus melanocephalus (red-backed fairy wren) is the source of this 2226-nucleotide messenger RNA. It is a transcript of the gene NOBOX, whose product is annotated as NOBOX oogenesis homeobox. The record is from RefSeq and is a predicted model, not a curated record. The transcript is spliced from 9 exons. Lineage: Eukaryota; Metazoa; Chordata; Aves; Passeriformes; Maluridae. Bases 1 to 2046 code for a protein of 681 amino acids. Gene Ontology annotation, biological process: regulation of transcription by RNA polymerase II. Gene Ontology annotation, molecular function: RNA polymerase II cis-regulatory region sequence-specific DNA binding; DNA-binding transcription factor activity, RNA polymerase II-specific.